AUGGCGACCACACGCUCCGAGCCCCAGCCGUACCCUCCGAACCCUGAGCGCUUCACCAGCUGGGCUCAGGUUCUGUGUCGGGCAGGCAUGGCGGGCCGCUGCUACUGGGAGGUGGAGUGGGCUGGUAAGGGCGGGACCUCAGUGGGCGUGUGCUACAGGAGCAUGGGCAGAAGCGGCAGUGGCAGCGACAGCAAACUGGGCCACAAUUCUAAAUCCUGGAGCCUGGACUGCACACACGGCGGGUGCACGUUUGGACACGACAAGCACAGCGUUGGUGUGGCCACCCUCGGCGGCAACAGGAUAGGAGUGUAUCUGAACUUUAGAGGCGGGGUCUUAUCCUUCUACAGCGUGAGUGACAGCAUGGUGCAUCUUCACAGCGUCCAGACCACCUUCAACCAGCCCGUCUAUCCUGGAUUUUGGGUGGGUUUAGGAUCUUCUUUGAAGCUCUGCUCCCUGUAGAGACUUACGGCAAUGUGAGGGACAUUCAAUUAGUUAACCUAAUUGUUGGAAUAAUUGUUUGUAAGUUAUCACAAAAGAAACGUUGUAUUAUGAAUGCUGUCUUUCGAGGCCUAACAAGAGGAAGAAUGCUCGUGAAACGCCACUGUGAUUUCAACACAGACAGAUGGCAGGAUCUGCUCAACUUCCAGAGGAACUCUUUGAAGUGUUAAAUGAACUCUCUCUGAAGUAUUUCACAAACUCUCUUCCAACUAUUUGGUAACCGAGGUCAACGCUAUUUACGACCCGCUGCCCUCUUGAAGUUGCCGUGGUCAGGAGACGGGAGGGGUUAUCCAUUGUCCUCCAACACCUGCCCCAGCUGGAUCCAGGAAGAGCCCAAGCCCGAGAAAUCCUCUUCUUGGUCUUCAAAGCGACCGAAAACAAUGACUGUUUUACAUACUCCCCAUUCCUGCUGUGACAUGUGUUGGUGCGUGAACAUUGAACAUCUGAAUAAAUGAGGUGA
Messenger RNA from Nerophis lumbriciformis (worm pipefish), 958 nucleotides. The record is from RefSeq and is a predicted model, not a curated record. NCBI's taxonomy places the organism in Eukaryota, Metazoa, Chordata, Actinopteri, Syngnathiformes, Syngnathidae.